This is a messenger RNA of Oryctolagus cuniculus (rabbit), 3405 nucleotides long. Lineage: Eukaryota; Metazoa; Chordata; Mammalia; Lagomorpha; Leporidae. The record is from RefSeq and is a predicted model, not a curated record.
GGGGACAAGUCUGGGCCUGGGGUGCUGCUCGCGGCCCUCUCGAGAGGCCUGCCCGACAGCCUCCGGGAGCGGGGCUGGGCCAGGCUGCGCAGGCCUCCUCCCCCAGGCCUGGUCUCUCACAGGACGCCCCCUCCCCGCUCUUCCUGCCGGGCUUCCUCUCGCCUUUUCCUGUCCCCCACCCAGUGCUGGGAGCUGGGACAGAGGCUACAGCUUUACGGGAGCGGAGGGACCGGGAACCAACCCAGGCCGGCGGAGCCAGGGCCUCCGGGGGCUGCGGGACCCGACGCAGGGGCCAUGCUGUCUGGCGAGCGGAAGGAGGGCGGGAGCCCCCGCUUCGGGAAACUCCAUCUCCCCGUGGGCCUGUGGAUCAAUUCCCCCAGGAAGCAGCUGGCCAAGCUGGGGCGGCGCUGGCCCAGCGCUGCCUCCGUCAAGUCUUCGUCCUCCGACACGGGGAGCCGCAGCAGCGAGCCGAUCCCCCCGCCGCCGCCGCACGUGGAGCUGCGGCGGGUGGGCGCGGUGAAGGCGGCCGGGGGAGCCUCGGGGAGCCGCGCCAAGCGCAUCUCCCAGCUCUUCCGGGGCUCGGGCACCGGGACCGCCACGGGGUCCGGCGGCGCGGGAGGCCCUGGGACUCCGGGGGGCGCGCAGCGCUGGGCCAGCGAAAAGAAGCUGCCCGAGCUGGCGGCGGGCGUAGCCCCCGAGCCCCCACUGGCCGCCCGCGCCACUGCGCCCCCGGGGGUCCUCAAGAUCUUCGGCACGGGGCUGGCGCUGGGCGCCAACUACAAGAGCGUGCUGGCCACGGCGCGCUCCACGGCGCGCGAGCUGGUGGCCGAGGCGCUGGAGCGCUACGGGCUGGCGGGCAGCCCCGGCGGCGGCCCGGGCGAGAGCAGCUGCGUGGACGCCUUCGCGCUGUGCGACGCGCUGGGCCGGCCCGCGGCGGCAGGCGUGGGCAGCGGCGAGUGGCGGGCCGAGCACCUGCGCGUGCUGGGCGACUCCGAGCGCCCGCUGCUGGUGCAGGAGCUGUGGCGGGCGCGGCCCGGCUGGGCGCGGCGCUUCGAGCUGCGCGGCCGCGAGGAGGCGCGCCGGCUGGAGCAGGAGGCCUUCGGGGCGGCGGACGGCGAUGGCGCGGGCGCCCCCUCGUGGCGGCCGCAGAAGAACCGCUCCCGGGCUGCGUCCGGCGGGGCGGCGCUAGCCAGUCCCGGCCCGGGGACGGGGUCGGGACCCCCAGCCGGGUCCGGAGGCAAGGAGCGCUCUGAGAACUUGUCCCUGCGACGCAGCGUGUCGGAGCUCAGCCUGCAGGGGCGGCGGCGGCGGCAGCAGGAACGCAGGCAGCAGGCGCUCAGCAUGGCCCCGGCGGCAGCGGAUGCCCAGAUCGGACCUGCAGACCCCGGGGAUUUUGAUCAGUUGACCCAGUGCCUCAUCCAGGCCCCCAGCAACCGCCCCUACUUCCUGCUGCUCCAGGGCUACCAGGACGCCCAGGACUUCGUGGUGUACGUGAUGACGCGGGAGCAGCACGUGUUCGGCCGCGGCGGGACCUCGUCGGCCCGCGGCGGGUCCCCGGCCCCGUACGUGGACACCUUCCUCAACGCCCCGGACAUCCUGCCGCGUCACUGCACCGUGCGCGCGGGCCCCGAGCCCCCGGCCAUGGUGCGCCCCUCCCGGGGGGCCCCGGUCACGCACAACGGCUGCCUCCUGCUGCGCGAGGCCGAGCUGCACCCCGGCGACCUGCUGGGGCUGGGCGAGCACUUCCUGUUCAUGUACAAGGACCCCCGCCCUGGGGGCUCGGCCCCGGCGCGGCCGCCCUGGCUGCCCGCGCGCCCCGGGGCCACGCCGCCGGGCCCCGGCUGGGCCUUCUCCUGCCGCCUGUGCGGCCGCGGCCUGCAGGAGCGCGGCGAGGCGCUGGCCGCCUACCUGGACGGCCGCGAGCCGGUGCUGCGUUUCCGGCCGCGCGAGGAGGAGGCGCUGCUGGGCGAGAUCGUGCGCGCCGCGGCCUCGGGCGCCGGGGAGCUGCCCCCGCUCGGGCCCGCCACGCUGCUGGCGCUGUGCGUGCAGCACUCGGCCCGCGAGCUGGAGCUGGGCCACCUGCCGCGCUUGCUGGGCCGCCUGGCCCGGCUCAUCAAGGAGACCGUCUGGGAAAAGAUCAAGGAAAUCGGAGACCGUCAGCCGGAGAACCACCCCGAGGGGGUCCCCGAGGUGCCCCUGACGCCCGAGGCCGUGUCUGUGGAGCUGCGGCCGCUCAUGCUGUGGAUGGCCAACACCACGGAGCUGCUGAGCUUCGUGCAGGAGAAGGUGCUGGAAAUGGAGAAGGAGGCAGACCAGGAGGACCCGCAGCUCUGCAGCGACUUGGAAUUGUGUGACGAGGCCAUGGCCCUCCUGGACGAGGUCAUCAUGUGCACCUUCCAGCAGUCCGUCUACUACCUCACCAAGACUCUAUAUUCAACGCUGCCUGCUCUCCUGGAUAGCAACCCUUUCACAGCGGGCGCGGAGCUGCCAGGGCCCGGCGCGGAGCUGGAAGCCAUGCCGCCAGGGUUGAGGCCGACGCUGGGCGUGUUCCAGGCGGCGCUGGAGCUGACCGGCCAGUGUGAGCUGCACCCAGACCUCGUGUCGCAGACUUUCGGCUACUUGUUCUUCUUCUCCAACGCGUCCCUUCUCAACUCGCUGAUGGAGCGAGGUGAGGGCCGACCCUUCUACCAGUGGUCCCGCGCUGUCCAAAUCAGAACCAACCUGGACCUUGUUCUGGACUGGCUACAGGGGGCGGGGCUGGGCGACAUCGCUAUGGAGUUCUUCCGGAAGCUCUCCAUGGCCGUCAACCUGCUGUGCGUGCCCCGCAGCUCCCUGCUCAAGGCCUCCUGGAGCAGCCUGCGAACUGACCACCCCACGCUGGCCCCCGCUCAGCUGCACCACCUGCUGAGCCACUACCAGCUGGGUCCCGGCCUUGGGCCACCCCCCGCCUGGGACCCUCCGCCCGCAGAGCGAGAUGCCGUGGACACAGGGGAUAUCUUCGAAAGCUUCUCCUCACACCCUCCUCUCAUCCUGCCGCUGGGCAGCUCGCGCCUGCGCCUCACGGGGCCCGUGACGGACGACGCUCUGCAUCGUGAACUGCGCAGGCUCCGCCGCCUCCUCUGGGAUCUUGAGCAGCAGGAGCUUCCGGCCAAUCACCGUCACGGACCUCCCGUGGCUACGCCUCCUUGAAAGCCAAUAGCAAACGAGCCCGCGAACCUUGAAAAAAACCCGUCGAUUCCUGCUCCCGGGAGCCCGCCCGAGCGCAGAGCGUACUGGGAGUUGUAGUUCUCUCCCCGCGUGGACUGCUGGGAGUUUGAGUUUGCGGGUGGCGGAGGAUGGGACGGUGGGGAGACGGGCUUGGGAUGUAGCGCCAAGGGGCAAUAAAGGUAUCUGUGGUAUUGGCAA